Heteronotia binoei (common prickly gecko) is the source of this 1101-nucleotide messenger RNA. Its product is annotated as zinc finger protein 75D-like. The record is from RefSeq and is a predicted model, not a curated record. The coding region runs from base 211 to 1101 and encodes 296 amino acids. Lineage: Eukaryota; Metazoa; Chordata; Lepidosauria; Squamata; Gekkonidae. The transcript is spliced from 2 exons.
AAUGUCAUUUACUAGAGCCACAGCGUUGUCAUGGUCUACAAAAUGUCUGCCAGUCUGGGAGCAUUAACCACCUGAUGCAUCUCUCAGGCAUCCUGCCAUGUUUUGGUGGGUCAUUCUGUGAGGUAGAUGGCCUUGAAUCCAGCCCACAUGAACAAGGGUUGAGAAGAAGAGGUAUUGGGCUUGAGCUGAGAUUGGCCUUUUCUAGGUGUCAUGGCCACAGAGCUUACACACAAGCAUAAUGAUUCCCCUAGGAUUAAACUGGAAGAGCCUGAUCCAACCGCCCUUGAACCAGGGGGAGGGUUGGAGUCUGAUGGAAAACCCCUACAUCCUGUUCAGGCCGGGAGUAUCCAGGAAUUUCUCCACACCACAACACCCUCGCAGGUGAAGCAGGAACCGGAUGAGGAAUUACCACAGCUUUGGGAAGCCCAGUGGCAGGAGUUCCUGAAGGUGGUAGAGACUCCCCGUUCAAGGUGGGUCCACCAUGCGAAGCGGCCAGAGUUGACAUUGUGGGAAGAUACGAAGAUGAUUCCAGCCCUCUGUGAAGGACAGGCCAAUGCUAAUCGACUCCUUCAAAGAGAGGGCAAAGCAAAACCACUGGAAGGCCUCCUCAUAAUAGAUGGAGGUGAGGAAGAUGAUAGAAAAGUGAAGGAAGAAACCCUUGAGGAGAAUCACACCAAUGUGGUCCCGCAGGGCCACCAGUUCUGGCACUUCUGCUAUCAGGAGGCUGAGGGUCCUCGAGAGAUGUAUGCCCAGCUCCGGGAAUUAUGUUACCAGUGGUUGGCGCCGGAGAGGCACACCAAGGAGCAGAUCCUGGAGCUGGUGAUCCUGGAGAAGUUCCUGGCCAUCUUGCCAGCAGAGAUCCAGAGCUGGGUCCGAGAAGGAGGACUGGAAAGCUCUGCCCAGGCUGUAGCGCUGGCGGAAGGCUUCCUGCUGAGGCAGCUGGACAGACCAGUAAAGCAGGCGCUGAGCCCAUUUGAAGAAGGAGCUUUAAAUUCCCGGGCGCCCCUGCUGGCCGUCACAGCAGAUGUUCGCAGGGAUGCAGGCUUGCUGAGUAAGACUUUGAAUCCCAGAAUUUCACAGAUACCUGAGCAAGAUGUUUGA